Molecule: messenger RNA, 4521 nt
Organism: Ornithodoros turicata
Lineage: Eukaryota; Metazoa; Arthropoda; Arachnida; Ixodida; Argasidae
Gene: RtGEF
Product: rho guanine nucleotide exchange factor 7-like
Exons: 18
Coding region: 202-2061 (619 amino acids)
Cellular component (GO): cytoplasm
Molecular function (GO): protein binding; guanyl-nucleotide exchange factor activity
Source: RefSeq, a predicted model, not a curated record
GUUAUGUUUUUCCUGGCGGCCACCAACGAAGUUCUCGCCGUCUGCAAAAGUAUGGUGGACUGUUGAUGUUUUGCACUUGUGUUGUCAGCUGAAUACAACGUUACGUAACGUUCAACACAAGCACAGAUGACCCUGGAUACCGCAAGACAUAAAUCCGCAGAAAUUUGUAUCCAUUCGUAAGGUGUAAGGCGGGCUUGAAGAAUGUCUUCCGAUCUUGGGCCAAGGCUUGUGAAAGCGAUUCAUAAUUUCAAAGGAAAGAACAAUGAUGAGCUCUGUUUCAAGAAGGGAGAUGUCUUCACUGUCACCCAGGCUCUGGAUGGAGGGUGGUGGGAAGGAACUUUGAAUGGAACUACCGGAUGGUUUCCUAGCAACUAUGUUAAGGAACACAGAGCAGAUGCCUCUAAAACGGGACGAGUGACAUCUAAGAUUGCGGACCACUCUCCCGUGCAGCGUCACAACAGCAUGAAGUUGUACAGGAAUAUGGUGUUCAAAGAUAUCUUGGACACAGAAGCAACCCAUAUUCAAGAACUGCAGAGCAUCACGUCCACAUACCUACAAGCCCUACAGGAAUCUGACGUCCUGAGUGAACACGACUACAAGAUCCUUGUAGGAAACUUGGCCCUGGUUCUUCGUGUCCACGUUGACCUCUUGGCAGCUCUAGACCGCAUCAAAGAAUUACCUGCAGCAGAGCAACGAGUGGGCGGGGCUUUCCUUCAAGCUGCUGCAGAGUUGAAAACUGUCCACAAGGAGUACUGCUCCAAUCACCCAAAGGCCGUCAAGGUCCUUGAGAAAUUUAGUGAACCACUAAGUCAGUUCCUGGAAAAACAUGGCGCAAAUUCUCCGGGUCUUUUGACGCUCACGACGGGGCUGAGCUGCCCGUUCCGUCGGCUCGAAAAAUACCCUGCUCUCCUCACCGAACUACAGAGGCACACAGAGGAAAGUCAUGUAGACAGGGGAGACACACAAAGGAGUGUAUUUGUCUACAAAGAUAUCGUGGCAACGUGCUCUUCAUUACGUCGUCAGAAAGAACUGGAACUGGAAGUGAUGACAGGAACUAUAAACGGAUGGGAGGGAGAGGAGAUCCACACACUGGGAGAGAUAACGCAUCUCGGACCCGUGGUUCUGGUCUCUGGAGACGAGAGGAGAGAUCGAUAUCUGGUCCUGUUUCCUUCUACGCUGGUGAUCCUUUCUCUGGCAUCCUCUGCCAGUAACUUUGUAUAUGAGGGUAAGGUUCCUACGGCUGGGCUGCAGCUUACUGUUGUGCAAGAUGGAGGCGAAAAUGGACAGUGCAGCUUUGAACUUCACGGUCCCAGCAUGUCUCAACGCCUGCAAGUCGUGUGCCAUUCGCACGAAGACCUUGAGCUGUGGCGAUCUUUUCUCGGAGGUAGCACCCCUCCCGUUUCUGCCCAACUGAAAAGAGGCAGUGGAGGCUCCCCUCGAAACAAUGUUCCGGCCCCUGUUCCACCACAGAGAGCUCCUACGCCUGUUCCUGUGCACCGUGCGGUAUCGCCUGUUCCACUACAUCCCUUUGUGAACGAAUGGAGUCCAGCACCAGAUGUGUGCGUGCCCCAGCCAGUAGUCGCGCCUGCGCAACGUGCACUCCCGUGGAGUUUACAACCGCACGCACCUCUACGACCUUCUCCAAAGGCUCAGCCUCGUAUACGGAAGCACAUCAGACGAAGAGGCCUUGAAGUAGAAAGUCCUUCUUAUGCCGAUGACAUGGAAAUCUUGCAAGUCAUCGUGGCUUACUGCAGUAGUGCCAAGACACGGUAUACAGUCAACUCAGCCAUGCUGGACAGUCCACAAGUGAUUGUUGUGGAAGAUGAAAAGAUGAUCGUUGAGGAGACAAAGGGGAAUGUGUCAGUACUACAGGAAAAGAGUCUAGUGGACACAGUUUAUGCACUCAAAGAUCAGGUGAAGGAACUGCAGAAUGAAACAAUGCAGCUGAUGCGCACAGUAGAAGAGGAGCGGAAAGCACGACGACGCCUCGAAGUUCUGCUACGUCAACAUGUGGUGUGCACGGACGAACCACUCAUAAUUACGGAAAGUGCCUGUCGAUGACACUGCGCAAUGUCGCAGUGGUAGUUUCCGACCUCUGGCUCACUCUUCAUUGUUGUUCCUGCAGAGAGUGGUGACUUUAAUCACUCUUUAAGAAGAUAGCUAGGGAGUUUUUAGCGCUAUUUAAAUUUUUUUACCUCGCUUUUAAUCCCUAGGUCGAGUAAAAAAAAUAAUCGUAAAUCUUUCGGACAGCAAAUGUACCGUACGUUUACUGCUGCAUGUCUCACCUGCGGUCAUAAUUAGGCCCUUGUGUUUUGGGUUUUUACGUUUUUGAGGGGGUUUUGUUUCAGGAGCUGCGAAAUGGGGUGAAAUCGGGCUUUAUGGGUAUAUAUAUCGGCAUAACGAAUGGCAAGAUGCCUAGCAGCUUUGUCGUUCACGUAGUGCUUAGCGUUCUCCAGUAUUUGUAUCGGUGGCUGACUCUGCAUAUUUGAAAGAUCAUUUUUGGAGAUUUAUGGGUUUUAUCCCGGGUUGUGGGAACUGAGUGUACAAAUGGGUUUUACUGGGUUUAACCUUGAAACACAAAGCCCUAGUCAUAAUGCACCAGACACAUUUUCAAAAUGUCUAUAACAGGAACUCCACCAGUAGCCAGUAACAGUAUUUGGCCACACUCAUAUUCGACCUUGGGUUGCAACCAGUGGCAGAUCCAAGGGGGGCCAGUUGGGCGAUCGCCCCCCCCCCAAACAAAAAAACAAAACAAAAAACGAGGGUCUGGAUCUGCCCCUGGUUGUAACACGUACACCCCGGUCUCUAGCCCAUUAGUGGCACUCCACUUACCAGCACAUUUUACGUGAUGAGUAAUUCAUGCAGUGCCAAGUUUUCACAGAAUGCUUUGUCAGACCACUCCUGCUAGGAAAUCGCUCGAAAAUUGUGAAAAAGAACACUCAAAAAUGGUUCCUCUAGUGUCGUAGCACCACAAAUUUGUGAGCCAUUUAUGAAAGGUAAAAUUCUCUUCGUGAUGAUAGUCGGACAUGCAUGCAGCAAUCAGCCAGUCUGCAUAUGCAAUUGUUCACACCCAUCUGCGGAUAGGUAGCACUAACUCAGAAACCACGCUUCCUGACAUGACUGAAAUGCAACGUGUACAAUGAAAAGAAUGUGCUCGUUAAAUUGGCCAGCUUGUCAUCCAGUACAAAUGCUUUAAAAGUUGACAUGAGCAAGUGAAAGAUAGGAAAAUGACCAUGCACGUAAGUGAAUUGUGUGACCCAAGAAAUGGUACCAUUGGGAUUGUAUAACUGGGUUCUCACAGUGCCUGUUAGUACAAGAACACCGACAGCAGAAAUUUCAGUUCUGUAAGUUUCUGUCUGACAAAUUUAUUACUGUCAAGCCCGUUUAUUACGAUCUUCGAUGGAACGAUAACUCCGAUAUUGCGAUCGAACUGGUGGUUCCCGUCAGCUCUCCCAUUGAACUACAUGUAAACAAAACAUCGGUAUAACGAUCGUCGCGAAAGCGCUUUCUCACAUAUAGCGAUCGGAAUUCUCCCGGCGGCCGGUAAAACGCGUGAAAAUUAGAAAGCAAGAUUGCACCAUUUUCAAUAGCCUUCGCCUCCAUGCGCGCUAAAGUAAGGAUGCAGUGCGUUGCAAGGUACGUGACUUCGAAAGGGUGGAAGGGGCUUGCGCGAAGUAGAGAACGUUGUUCCUUCCCCACAUCGUUCUCUCGUCUUCAAGCUUUUUUUCUUGUUUUGCUGCGUGCUUGCUACGACGGCGUCCGCGGUUCCAAAACACUUUUUGACGAGGAAAGACGCGUGACUCGACCCAAAGUUGCAUGCGCUCUACGGGUUUCGUACUGGUGCAAAACCGCAUUGCAUUGUGAAGUACCGCGGCUUCGAAAACGUGUAUUGGCAGACAGUUGCGUGUCGCGACAGAUCACCCGUGGCGGAGGCGCAUUCUGAUGGACCACGCAGUCCCGAUCGUGAGAACGGUGAUGACUACUACAGCAUUGGAUGACGAGCAUGGACGAGGUUGUCGAUCUAAAAAGGUGCGGCGCCUCGCACGAUAUUGGCGCAUGUCCAGCGGCGUUCUACCUGUGGCGAUCCACUUCGUGUGCGCGAACCCGAGCGGCAAUUUCUCGAAAGCUCGUUUCUAACGAUACUCUGAUAUAACGAUCAGAUUCGUGUUCCCGUCAAUAUCGUUAUAAACGGGCUCGACUGUAGCAUCAUUUGUGACGCACACAUUUGAAACAGCCAGAUUCCUUAAUCUGCACAUGUCACAUACGAAAUUUACUAACCGCAAAAAGGCAUCCCCGUAUGAAAUUCCGUGAGACAGCCCGAGCAGUCAUUUUGGAAUGAAACGAGAUGCAUUUUGUGUUAUUUGCGACAAUUCAAUCUGCAAAGUGCAAUGCGCCCUCAUUUAUUCUCUCUCGCGAGUGGACAUGCAUUUAAAGAAGAGAUGUGCUGCGUUGUACCAGCACUAUAUUGAUAUGUACAUAGCAAUAUAAAUACAUAUUAUAUUAAAUAAUUGUGCGAUUGUG